AUGGCACCCGGCACAGUCAUAUCCACUCUUAUGACAAUCGCCCAGGUCUCAAUGUUCCCGCUCAUGGCAGAAGGCUUAAGCUUUGCAUCGAGAUACAGGCUCAGUGCUCGACUUGCCUUCAUAUCAUUUGGAGUUUUCUUCGGCGUUGCAGCGCUUGCAACUUUUCAAUUUGCUCAGCAGAUACUAUCAUUCGAUCUCUGUGACAACGUUCGGACUAAACCACCCGGUACAGCUGCGACCAUUACGGUUACCGACACUUACUAUCCCCGAGACUCCUGUGUAAGCGACCAAGAGAUACUCACAGCCUGGGCUGCUAGUGGGUAUGGCGAUGAUGUAAGCGACUUGGAACAAUCUCUACAGUCCAAGUGCAUCGACGCAAGCAUAAGGAACGCUUUCCACACCGGCCUCUUUGACCUCAACGCUAGCUUCGAGAACUAUUGUCCAGGGAUGAUCUGUACCUGGCCUGACUUCACUACGCUCGGUAUCUGCAGCGAGUGUGCAGAUGUGACGAGGUUUACUCAAGUUUGGUCAGCCGUCAAGGGAAUGUGGGACGGCAGUGUACUUCUCACUACGCCCAAGGGACCGGGGUUGUUGAUCCUCGACGCACCUGGCGGAACCAAAGAUCCUAUGGGAAGGUUAGGGAGCGAGGUAGCAGUGUCUGCGAGAAAGGAUAUCGACAAAGAUGCUGCCGUGAUUCUUGACUUCGCCUACGCGCAAGAAAUCCCGGAGGCCGUAUUCACCGGAGGAGAAACACCUUACGUUGUCACCGAAUGUCAACUGAAAUGGUGUGCCAAGGUAUUCAGAGAUGUCAAGAGUGUGAAUCGCUCGAUGCAGUACAACGUCACAGACCUCCAGCUUCAAACAGUCGACCCUCCAGACUAUGGCUGUGAUGUCACACACUGCCUCUCGCCGAACACCACCACCACCACCAUACCACCAUUUCCUUAUCCCCACAGCCUCCCCGAUAUAACCUUCCACGUCCGCGACUCCGACAGCCGCACUCUCGCCUCAGUCCUCAUUAAUGAGAUGCACAAUGACGAUGCCGGCAACAGUAAUAGGAUGCUGCUGUACCACCCGACUAACGUCUCCGCCGCCGCUGGCCGCAUUGCCGCUGCGCUGACUGACAUUGUCCGCCGCAACGGUGAUCUGGUCAUUGGGGAAUACUCCUAUGGGGGCGACUGCGUUGUGGUGGGGUGGUACUGGGUGUGGUUGGUGGAUGGGUUCGUCUUGCUGCAGCUGCUGAUGCUGCUCUGUGCGUUGUGGCGACGGUGA
This is a messenger RNA of Lasiodiplodia theobromae, 1272 nucleotides long. RefSeq lists its product as uncharacterized. Bases 1 to 1272 code for a protein of 423 amino acids. NCBI's taxonomy places the organism in Eukaryota, Fungi, Ascomycota, Dothideomycetes, Botryosphaeriales, Botryosphaeriaceae. The transcript is spliced from 2 exons. The record is from RefSeq and is a predicted model, not a curated record.